UUCAAAACGGGGGCCUCGCGCAUUCCAGGUAUUAAACAUGGCGGUAAGCACACCAGUCCUUCUAGACAACAAGGGUACGUUCCCUUGAGAACCCGGGAUAUGGCGCUCGGGAACCUGCCUAACGCGCACAUGACGUCUCCCGCCUGCACGGGUGCGCUACCUACCAUACCUAGCGCAUACGACACGCCAGCGAUCCGGAAGCUGGAUAUGCUGAGGCUGAUGCAACUUUCACGCAAUCUUUAUUGUAUGCCAAGGCGGACGCUCAUACGUGAAAGUGAAGACCGACCUAUAUCGAGCGCAGUAUACACGUCCCCUAUUUUACUAGACGUUUAAUAGCGUGACAUUAACAAGACUACGACGUCUGAGACAGGAGCACAGAUGGAACAACAGGCGGAACAACGACAGGAAGAGGUUCGAGAGUCCGAACUGGGGUCGCCUUCGCAAGGUGAGAGCUGCAACAACCACGGGCCACACGAGACACUCGCAUUUGAAGGCAGGUCUGGAAAAACGCUCCUUGUGUCCCGGGGCGCCUGCAUCGGUCACAGUUCCAGAGGAUGCGUCGUAUUUGCCGGCAUUGAUCUGGAUUCGGGAACUCGCGUGUCUGUUGUAGAGUGGACCCGCAUGACUGCUGAGGAUGUUGCUCCCAUAGAACGCGAGCUUCAAUCUACAUUGUUAGAGUUGCGUCAUCCGGCGCUACUCCACUACCUAGGGAGCCUCUUUGUGCCCGAGAGAGGAGCGUUUUACCUACUACAGGAGUUUGCGAGAGGUAGCUCUCUACGAUCUUACGUAUCUCGUGCCAUCAACAUAGACGUUGCCCAGUUACGUAGUUACUUGCAAGGAAUACUGCAAACACUGGCAUACCUGCACGAACACUCCGUCGCUCAUCAAGAUCUCAGGGACUCGGAUGUUUUUAUCGACGGCGACGUCGUACGUGUGGCAAAUUACAGUCUGCCGUAUAAGUUAGCAGCAUUGUGUCAUGGAGUUCGAGCAAAGAAGAUAAAAGGCGACGUGUAUCAGCUAGGCCUGCUGGCACACACACUAGUGAAGGGUCAGAAAGAAGGAACCGACAACAUAAUUCCUUCAGACGACCACUUCCAAGACUUCCUGAGGCGCUGCUCGUAUGAGCAAGAAGAGGAUCGCUGGUCGUGCGACCAACUGCUUCCCCACCCCUUUAUUAUAGGAGAGACAUCAAUUUCCCCAGCCAUUUCUGACGUUGUUGACUUUGGACCAGCUUUCCUUCUAAGCCAUACAGCCCUAACAUGCUCUCGUCUUCAAGCAGAUUUUGACGUGCUGGGAGAGCUGGGCAGAGGUGGAUUUGGUCGAGUGUUUAAAGUUCGCAGCAAGCUGGAUCGUCGUACUUACGCUCUUAAACGCGUCAAAUUCAAUGCUCGGCGCAGUCGUUUUGACAAAGUAAUUACGAGAGAAGUGAAGAUCCUCUCGAGGUUGGACCAUCCUAACAUAGUUCGUUAUUAUGAUUCAUGGACAGAAGUGACCACCAAGGCUCCAGACCAAGGCAGUCCUAGUGUAUCUAGCGACAGCACUGGUACAUCCGAAUCAGAGCAUUGCUCUGGAAGUACGCCUCCUUCAGGCAGCAACGAUGACGAAGUGGUGUUCGAAGCCAGCAAGAAUAAAGACGUAUCUGAAGACGAGACCCCUGUCACAGCAUGCACUAACAUGUGCAUGUUCAUCCUGCAGGAGUACUGUGAAUACGGCACAUUGCGAAAUGCUAUCGACAAUAACCUCUACAAAGACCCGAAACGUGCGACUAGAUACUCCCACGAAAUUUUGGCAGGACUCGAUCAUAUUCACGGGCUUGGAAUCAUACAUCGUGAUGUGAAACCUGACAAUGUUCUCAUCACUAUGAAUGACACUGUUAAGAUUGCGGAUUUUGGUCUAGCGGUACUGGCAUCUGCUCCCGGGGGUGCAGUACCUGACCAGCGGUUUAGCGACAUGUCCAUUGCUAGCCGCCUGACUGGUGGCGUGGGUACGCCACCCUAUCGUGCCCCCGAAUUAGAGCAAACCGGGGUUGUGCACUAUACUAAGGAUGUUGACAUGUACAGCUUCGGCGUCACGAUGGUUGAGAUGUUCAGCCCCCCAAUGUUAACAGCUAUGGAACGGCAGCAAGUGCUGGGAAGGGUGCGCAACAAACUGGUGAGGUUGCCGGCAGGCAACACGCUUACACCUUAUCAACAAGCCUAUGCUCUCUUUCUUUUGCUGCACAACCCAGCAAUCCGUCCGUCUCCAGUAUUUCUCUCACACGAGGAUCCGAAUCGUACAACGCACAGAGAACAUAUUCAGUUUAACAAGUUUGCGUGUGCCGUAUACAAACUCUGUUCUCUCAAAAUGUUAUUACUUGCAGUCUUGGUCAGUAUCUGUUGCUGGAUACAAUUGCACCGUAAACCACAGGUAUCACAGUAUUCUUUUGACUGGAUAGUUUACUUUGCUUCUUGGAUUUUGUUUUUAGCUUGCUGGUGUUGGAUUGGUGUGCAAAGCUCGGUCAUUUAUAUGCAAGGCCGUAUCAUUGGUUGGCAAAGCUGUAUCAUUGAUCUGCAAAGCUGUUUCAGUUAUCUGCAAGGCUGUUUCAGUGAUCUGCAAGGCUGUUUCAGUGAUCUGCAAGGCUGUUUCAGUGAUCUGCAAGGCUGUUUCAGUGAUCUGCAAGGCUGUUCCAGUGAUCCGCAAGGCUGUUUCAGUGAUCUGGAAGGCUGUUUCAUUGAUCUGCAGAGUUGUUUCAGUUGUGUGCAAGGCUGUUUCAGUGAUCUGCGAGGCUGUUCCAGUGAUCUGCAAGGCUAUUUCAUUGAUCUGCAAGGCUAUUUCAUUUGUCUGCAAGGCUGUCUCAGUGAUCUGCAACGCCGUUUCAGUGAUCUGCAAGGCUGUCUCAGUGAUCAGCAAGGCUGUGUCAGUGAUCUGCGAGGCUGUUUCAGUGAUCUGCAAGACUGUUUCACUAAUCUGCACGCCUGUUUCCGUCUUCUGCAAAGCUGUUUCAUUACGUUGCAAGGCUUUUUCAGUGAUCGAAAGGCUCUUUCAGCUAUCUGCGCGGCUGUUUUAUUGAUCCGCGAGGUUGUUUCAUCGAUCCGCAAGAAUGUUUUAUUGAUCCGCAAGGAUGUUUCAGUGAUCCGCGAGGCUGUUUCAUUGAUCUGCAAGGGCAAUCGCGCAACUGAGUUCUAUACAAAUAAAUACACGUGAAAAAAAUAUAACAAAAUGUACACAAUAAAUCACUGAAACUUUCUAAUUUCUCCUGUGUGGCAACGUCAUGGCCAUUGGAUAUCAAUUUAAAUUAGAAAUGGGACGGAUCCAAAAUUUUUCGAAUCCGUAUCCAAGGAAGGCUCUACAAAAAUUCACGAAUCUUACAAAUCGUUUUUUUUAGGAAGAGUUUAAAAGGCCAGGAAAAAACUUCUAGUGGAACGUAUUUAGAAGCAGAAUAUGAUGUGUUUGUUUAAUGAAAAACAGAUUACGUAAUGCUCGAGUUUCAGGAGAAAAUAUACCAACAUAUAUAUCUUAAAAUGUACUUUACCUAACAUGCUGUUCAUCGACUAGAAGAAAUGCAUAAAUUCUCGAGUCUGAAUUAUUUCCAUAAAACUAAGCAACAAUCAAAACCAGGUAACUUUCGAACUUGUAAUGUAACAGUUCCUGCCCGAACUCUUUCAGUCCAGAGCAAUGUAGAGAAACAAACAAGAAAACAUACAUCGGCCAAUGAGGCAUUCGGUGAACUGGCACCUCGCCUGUUUGAAAAAUAAAAACAAACGUGGUUGGUAAAUUUGAUUUGCCGUUUCGGGCACUGGGAUUUGGAUUCCCGAAUCCUUUCCUAGGAUUCCAGGAUUCGCGUAUUCGGUUGGCACAUCCCUAAUAUAAAUGCAGGUACUUAAGCCUUACAAAGAACACCAAACAAACACACAAAAAAAGUGGGAAGGUAGUAAGAAUCGGGACUUGCUUGGAUGACCACUCGAUGUAUUGUUGUUGUUGAUGAUGAUGACUGGAGUCUGAAUUGUGCAUUCACAACACAGGGUGUAUUGGUUCUUAGUUCAAAUGAGUGACAGCAAGUAAUAGUUCUAACAUCAGUAGUUCUAUCCAAAGUAGAUAAGAGAGUGUUUGUAGUAGUGUAGUGUAGUAGAUAAGAGAUAGUUUGUUCUUGGAGCAGCGAUUGCAGGCACGCUCCUGCGGGAGUAGUUUGUGCUGUGUCAGCGAAGUGAAUGUGUGUUGGUGGGAUUGUGAUAAAGCGAGUGCGUGAAAAUUACAAUCUUGUGACUAAUCAGGGUAUACACAUCCGGGAUGUUUAACAGGGCAAGUGCAUAAGUGACAGAAGGUAUCUUCGAUAUGGCCUGCACCUCCGGUACUAGUUUGGGGGAGUGCCGAUGUGGUGCCAAGAGUGUGCGCCAGUGCAAGUGGAGGUUCAACACUAAGCGCUUCCAAAACGAACGAGCGAGUGCAGGUGCAGGCUAGUGUUCUGCCGCCAGCACCGGGACCACUGUCAUGUUCUUUUAUGCUUGUCUUUCCUUUCGUGUAGACUGUUUGUAUGAGUUGUACUUCAUUCGCUUUACCAGCCAUUGGUAUACGUGUUUGUUAUGCCUCUGCGCCUGUAAGCAGAAUUGCAGCUGCUGGAUUCUGUGACAGUGUAACAAUGAGUUGACGACGUAUGCAUUCUAUUUGCUUGGGAAGGAAGAACGCCGCCGUGUUUCCGGCAAUGACGGGAACAUUGCGAGAAGAUGCUACGAAUUGGAGUCUUGUUCUUCCUACUCUGUGCUUCAUCUCUGUAUAUUUUUAAAUAAAAAAGGGUUCUUGGCUGC
Ornithodoros turicata is the source of this 4781-nucleotide messenger RNA. Its product is annotated as eIF-2-alpha kinase GCN2-like. Gene Ontology annotation, biological process: protein phosphorylation. The record is from RefSeq and is a predicted model, not a curated record. The coding region runs from base 379 to 3183 and encodes 934 amino acids. The transcript has a single exon. Gene Ontology annotation, molecular function: protein kinase activity; ATP binding. NCBI's taxonomy places the organism in Eukaryota, Metazoa, Arthropoda, Arachnida, Ixodida, Argasidae. Gene Ontology annotation, cellular component: nucleus; cytoplasm.